UAGACGUGUUCGGACUCGCUAAUUUCGGAAAUCGACGCCAUCAUCGGGACUUCCGGUGUCCUUGAGGUCACACAACUCUUCAGCUCUGCCAUCUACACGAUAAUGUGGCAAAUGGUGGAGGGUCGGAUAAAACCCGGGGAUGAGGACGACAUCAAAAUGUUAGUCGUUAAAAGCGACGCUUUUAUUCGAUCGAGAAGUCGUGGGAGUGGAAUUGUCAAUUCGUUCCCCUUUUUGAGAUUCGUCUUCCCACAAACUUUGGGAUACAAUGAUCAAAUGGCGUUUUUCAACAGUUGCAACAAAGUAGCCGGAAAACUUUACCUCGACGCGGAAUCCAGACUGAAGGAAAAUCCAACCUCCACACCGACCAAUUUAGUGGAAUCAUUCGUCAAAAAUUUCUCAAAUGAUGCAAAAAUAUUUUGUCGCGAAAACUUCCAAAUAGUUUUUCAAGAUUUGCUCAUCGGCAGUACGGACACGUCCAGCUCGUUCAUGGAGUGUGUCAUUCUCUACUUGAUUUCCUAUCCAGAGGUUCAACAGAAAAUUUACGAAGAAAUUGUCGCAAUUCAAGGGGGUCCGGGAGAGAACAAAUUUAUUACAUUUUUGGAUAGAAAGAGCAUGCCAUAUACGCAAGCGUUCCUCCUGGAAUUACACAGGAAUGCGAAAAUUUUGCAAAAUUCAGUUCCUCGAAGAGCCCUGUGGGAUUUCAAGUAUAAGAAUUACGUCAUUAAGAAGGACACGGUAAUCCUGACCGAUAUGCGUCUCUACUACGAGGACAAAUCCAUCUGGCAAGAUCCCGAAACAUUUCGUCCAGAACGAUUUUUAACUUCGAAUCGCGAAAUUUGCAAUGCUGCAAACAUCAUUUCUUUCUCCGUUGGAAAACGAAACUGCCCAGGAGAGCUGUACGCAAAUCUGGUGACGUUUCUCUUGACCACAAUUAUCGUGGGACGAUACAAGCUCAGCGUUCCCGUCGGCCAGGAAAAACCAAGGCUCGACCUGAGACCUGGGUUCGCCUUUAAGCCGUACCCAUUCCAGGCUACGUUCACAAAACGAUAACCAAUCCGAAAAUACUUGAUGACUAAAAAAAUCUUAAAACAUUACAAUUAAGAAAUACACAUAUUAUUUGACCUCAUUAAAAUCUAGCAAUUACCCAACUUUGAUAGAAAUAAUUUCAAAAAAUUGGAAAAAAGUAAUAAAAUAUAGUCUCAGCCUCAACGAGGACUCGAUGACUAAUCGUCAAAAUCGCUA
Messenger RNA from Folsomia candida, 1242 nucleotides. Its product is annotated as probable cytochrome P450 305a1. The transcript has 6 exons. The record is from RefSeq and is a predicted model, not a curated record. Gene Ontology annotation, molecular function: heme binding; monooxygenase activity; oxidoreductase activity, acting on paired donors, with incorporation or reduction of molecular oxygen. The coding region runs from base 103 to 1050 and encodes 315 amino acids. NCBI's taxonomy places the organism in Eukaryota, Metazoa, Arthropoda, Collembola, Entomobryomorpha, Isotomidae.